UCCUGUGACGGGACUCUAUACAAUACCAUUCUCCGCUGGGCAGAAAGUGCUCUUGGAAAAGUUUUACUCCUGAAAGUAUGGCCAGAUAUAAGCCCUGGCAGUUUGGUUGCUGUCUCUGUAUUGGUUUAUUGGGUGCUAUAAUAUCCAUUUGUCUCUGCAUAGCCUUCGAUGUAUUUAUCCACCGAGGAUGCUCGGAGGACACCUUCAAGAACGCGGCGGUUUCUGCGGACUCUCAACUUUGCUCAGAGAUUGGCAGAGACAUACUGCUAGAAGGAGGGUCGGCAGUAGAUGGGGCCAUUGCAGCUCUGUUGUGCACCUCACUGGUCAACCCUCAGAGCAUGGGCCUGGGAGGAGGCUCUAUAUUUACUGUUAGGGAUACAUUUGGUAAGGUGAAAACCUUCAGUUCGAGAGAGACUGUCCCACAGUUAUUCAAAGCUGACCUGCUGAAGGGCUGUCCCACAUCUGUCACAUUUAUCACAGGUAGUCAAUGGAUUGGCGUUCCUGGAGAGUUGCGUGGGUAUGAGGUGGUUCACAGACAGUAUGGGAAGCUGCCCUGGGCCCGGCUGUUUGAGCCCACCAUUAGACUGGCCAGAGAGGGAUUCCCUAUGCCACCCUUCCUGGGACGCCUCCUUAACUUCCCAAUCAUAGAAAACCUGGUGAAAGCAACAUCACUCUGUGAGGUGUUCUGCAACAAGAACAAAACGGUGCUGGGCAUGGGGGACAUAUUGAAGUUCCCUAAGCUGGCGGAAACCAUGGAAACCAUUGCAGAACAAGGAGCAGAUGCCUUUUAUACUGGCCAAAUUGGACUUGACUUGAUCCAAGAUGUAAAAGCAGCAGGUGGGACCCUAACCAUGGAGGAUCUGAAGUCAUUCCAAGUCAGAGUGGAAGAUGCCUGGACUGUUCCUCUGGGAGAUUACCAGAUGCACAUCCCUCCACCUCCAGCAGGGGGAGCCAUGCUUGCCUUUAUUCUCAACAUCAUGAAAGGGUUUCAUUUCACCCCCAGGUCCAUGGAGGGGGACCAGAAGGUCCUAACUUAUCACUGCUACAUUGAGGCUGCUAAAUUUGCUACCGGACAGAGGAGACACGUCCGCGAUCCUGUCUUUAACCCUAAAAAAAAUGCAUCGUAUAUGGUGGACUCAGAUUUUGCUGAUCGGAUCAGGUUAUUGAUCAGUAAAAACCGUACCUAUAACAACUCCUACUACAACAUCACACCUUCCCCUGACCGCUUUGGGACCACACACGUGUCAGUCCUGGCUGAAGAUGGAUCUGCAGUCUCUGUCACAAGCACCAUCAACCAAAUUUUUGGUGCAGCGAUUUACUCUCCUAGAACAGGCAUCAUCCUUAACAAUGAGCUGGCGGACUUCUGUUUUAGAGCAGAGAGAGUCAGUGCAGGUGAACAACCUCCCUCUUCAAUGGCUCCAGCUAUACUGAGCUCCAGCUCUGGAAAGAAUACCCUUGUAAUUGGGGGAUCUGGGGGCAGCAUGAUCACCACGGCCAUGGCCCUGUCAAUCAUGAACCACCUUUGGUUGGGGAUGAGUUUGAAAGAGGCCAUUGCUGCUCCUGUAGUGUUUGUUGACGGCAACAACAACGUGAACUUUGAGCCUGCCUUUGAUAAGUCUGUGAUAGAGGCCCUAAAGGUAAUUGGACACAGAGUGACAGACUACCCAUACUUCUUCAACGUGGUCAAUGCUGUGGCCAAGGAGGACAAAUGCAUCACAGCCGUGUCAGACGGCAGAAAGCAGGGCAAAGCUGCUGGCUACUGACCAAUAGAAAACCAGGACAUUAAGAGGUUCCCGGGACCAGGUGUUCCCUUACUCAGGUCUACAACCAAAUAGUGGGCCUCAGUAGAUCACUGCAGUAGAUCCAAGGGGAUCAUCAUUUUAGUGAGAUGUAUUUUUAUAGUUCAUUUAUUUUUAUAUAUUAAACCAACAGUCCAAGAGCCUUAUUCUCAACCAACAGUCCAAGAGCCUUAUUCUCAACCAACAGUCCAAGAGCCUUAUUCUCAACCAACAGUCCAAGAGCCUUAUUCUCAACCAACAGUCCAAGAGCCUUAAGAAGAAUCAAAUGUGCCUCUUGACAUAAUAGUUUGGGCUUUUUGGGGGGGGCCUCUCACUUUGGCACUCAAAUGGAUGGAGUUUCACAUUUUACAAAGUACAUACAGUACAUAUUUGUUCUUGAGGACUUACUGCACAGUACACAUACAGUAUAGUGAGGUCCUGAAGCAACUGACAUGGGAACAGAAGGUCGGUACAGCCUGUCAGCCUGUGGUAUCAUGAGGCUCUUGCUGUGACCGCAAGGACCUGUCAGAUUCAGGCAGAACGUGUAACAACACAAUCCUCCAAGUUCAUUUAUUAGUCCUUCUCUGGAGUGUAGUAGCAAUACUCUGAGACUCACACAUUCAUUAAGAUUAAACAGGUUUUCUGCAGCCCCCUUUCACAGUACAUUGGAAUAGAAUCAACAUCUGAAAUAGCAAGUAAAUCGGUUAGAGGGGCUGAAUGAAUUCUGGUGCGAUAGUGAUAGUGUGCAAUCUUGCAAAAGCUUUAAUGGCACGUAUUACCCCCCCCCCCCCCCCCCCCCCCCUGACAGAGACAAAGGCAAUAGUAAUGAGAUGUGUUUCAAUAGUGGAGCUUAUGAAUGAGUAAUGAUCUCCGAAGUGGAUCCUCCCAGGCGCUAGAUGUGAAUUAUGAAAACAUGCAAAUCUGCUACCCAGUGUUAGGUGCUGGUGUCUGGUGUUCAUGUGGGAUCAUUUGGAGUAAAGGAGCUCAGUCUUUGGUAUGUGGCAGAGUGUUUCAUCAGGUUUAGCUGAAUGAUAGUGAGGCUCUCGUGAAUCAGACCAUCUCAAACACUCGUGGAAAUGCUUGACUAAAGCCUUAAUCAACUCUCCAAUACAGCAUAUUCUCUGUCCAGGGCAUGCCAAAGCUGUAAAAUAGUUGUUAAAAGCCUUGCCUCAUAGUUUUGUCUCUUUUUGUAUCCUGCUCUCCAAAGGUUUAAGUGCUUUAUGGUCCUUUCCCUCCAAUAAUACAGUGAGAGAUGUGGUAUGAACCUGUCAGAGGAGACAGUAUUGUUAAGGUCAUGUCAUGAGCGUUUACUGAACUCUUGUUGGUGGGAAAUGAUUGUUAAAGUCAUAAACUGUAGCUCUACAGCACUUUGCCCCGUUGUCCAUAGUACGUCACAUAUACUAUGUCCAAAACAUGACGCUAAAGACGAUAGUGUCACCUUGUCCCUUUUUGUUUGCUAUAUUUGGUCAUAGAGUAUAUGGUCUAUGCUACACAUUUACUAUAUCCCUGAUAUGGUGCCACUGAGAAUAGUUUCAAGGUUUGGUUUACAUUAGUUUUCUUGUUAUCCUCUAUGCUAUUAUGACAUAAUGGUUUCAUGUUUACUGUCCAAAUAACAUGCGUCAAGUAAACGCAUGCAAUAUAUCGUUUUUUAAGUGUGGGGGAAAAGUUAUGGAACACUUAGCCUUACAAGAUAAAAAAUGAUCAUCUAUAAAUAUGUUGUCAUGGUAUAGGCAAUGUGAUGCAGAAACGUUGGUGGUUUAGUAAAUAGAUUGCUGGUAGCUUAUACAGUGCUUUUGGAAAGUAUUCAGACCCCUUGACUUUUUCCACAUUUCUUAACGUAACAGCCUUGUUUAAAAUGUAUUAAAUCAUUUUUUCCCCCCCAUCAAUCUACACACAAUACCCCAAUAAUGACGAAGCAAAAACAGGUUUUUAGAAAUGUUUGCAAAUGUAAAAACUCAAAUAUCACAUUAGCAUAAGUAUUCAGUCCCUUUACUGACUACUUUGUUGAAGCUCCUUUGGCAGCGAUUACAGCCUUGAGUCUUCUUGGGUAUGAUGCUACAGUACAAACUUGGAACACCUGUAUUUCUCCCAUUUUUCUUUGCAGAUCCUCUCAAGCUCUGUUAGGUUGGAUGGGGAGUGUCACUGCGCAGCUAUUGUCGGUUCUCUCCAGAGUUGUUAGAUCGGGUUCAAGUCCAGGCUCUGGCAGGGCCACUCAGUGACAUUCAGAGACUUAUUCCAAAACCGCAUUGUCUUGGCUGUGUGCUUAGUGUCUUUGUCCAGUUGUAAGGUGAACAUUCGCACCAGUCUGAGCGCUCUGGAGCAGGUUUUCAUCAAGGAUCUCUCUGUACUUUGCUCUGUUCAUCUUUCCCUCCAUCCUGACUAGUCUCCCAGUCCCUACCGCUGAAAAACAUCCCCACAGUAUGAUGCUGCCACCAACAUGCUUCAGCAUAGGGAUGGUACCAGGUUUCCUCCAGAUGUGACGCUUGGUAUUCAGACCAUAGAGUUGAAUCUUGGUUUCAUCAGACCAGAGAAUCUUGUUUCUCAAGGUCUGAGAGUCCUUUCGGUGACUUUUGGCAAACUCCCAGUGCUGCCAUGUGCCUUUUACUGAGGAGUGGCUUCGGUCUGGACACUACCAUAAAGGCCUGAUUGGUGGAGUGCUGCAGAGAUGGUUGUCCUUCUGGAAUGUUCUCCCAUAUCCACAGGGGAACUCUGGAGCUCUGUCAGUGACCAUUGGGUUCUUGGUAAUCUCCCUGACCAACGCCUUUCUCCCCUGAUUGCUCAGCUCUAGGAAGAGUCUUGGUGGUUCCAAACUUCUUCCAUUUAAGAAUGAUUGAGGCCACUGUGUUCUUGGGGACCUUCAAUGCUGCAGAAAUGUUUUGGGACCCUUCCCCAGAUCUAUACCUCAUCACAAUCCUGUCUCGGAGCUCUACGCACAAUUCCUUCAACCUCAUGGCUUUGUUUUUGCUCUGACAUGCACUGUCAGCUGUGGGACAUUUAUAUAGACAGGUGUGUGAAUUUACCACAGAUGGACUCCAAUCAAGUUGUAGAAACAUCUCAAGGAUGAUAAAUGGAAACAGGAUGCACCUGAACUCAAUUUCGAGUCUCAUAGCAAAGGGUCUGAAUACUUAUGUAAAUAUGGUAUUUCUGUUGUUUAAUAUAUAUAUAUAUAUAUAUAAUCAAUUUUAGAAGGCUGUGGGCGAAUCUAUUUAUUAGUAUAGCCUACAUGGUGUACUUUACCAACAUAAAUUAACAAAUGGCAAACAAACAUUGCACUUUGCAGUCGUAUCAUGAGAACAAUUGAACCAUGAAGUAAGCCCUCUGUUAUUAUUUUAAACUUUGUUUCUGUCUUCCUGUGUUUUCAUUGUUGGUCAAUGCUUAUAAGAUUGUUGCAGUCUUGUUAACAUUACAUCAUAAAACUGUUAUAUGGGUA
Messenger RNA from Oncorhynchus kisutch (coho salmon), 5208 nucleotides. RefSeq names its product gamma-glutamyltransferase 5b (gene ggt5b). Gene Ontology annotation, biological process: glutathione catabolic process; leukotriene D4 biosynthetic process; inflammatory response. Gene Ontology annotation, cellular component: plasma membrane. The record is from RefSeq and is a predicted model, not a curated record. The transcript has 12 exons. Lineage: Eukaryota; Metazoa; Chordata; Actinopteri; Salmoniformes; Salmonidae. Gene Ontology annotation, molecular function: leukotriene-C(4) hydrolase activity; glutathione gamma-glutamate hydrolase. Bases 78 to 1763 code for a protein of 561 amino acids.